This is a messenger RNA of Spirodela intermedia, 564 nucleotides long. NCBI's taxonomy places the organism in Eukaryota, Viridiplantae, Streptophyta, Magnoliopsida, Alismatales, Araceae. The record is from the annotation of a GenBank genome assembly.
AUGUUGCUGGGGAAGAGGGCGCGGCCUGCGAUGCAGAGGACGACCAGUCUGUUGGAGAUCAACUCGGGAGAGGCGCCACAGCGCCCGAGGUUCGAGGCGCCGGCGACGGAAGGGUUGAAGGCGGAGAUGGCGGGCGACAGGAGGCGGCGGCAGCAGCAGCCGGAGAACGCGCCACCAGUCUCCCAUCUGCUGCCGCCGUGGAUCCAGCGGUGGAGCUCUAUGGACGCCCCGGUGGUGCCGGCGCCGUUCUUGAGGAUCUGCGGCCUCUGCAAGCGGCGCCUCGGCCCCGGGAAGGACACCUUCAUGUACAGGUGAAUGAAUCCCUCUUUCUUUCUCACGCUCUGAGUUCUUCUUUCCGCUCCCUGGGAAUCCCUAGGCCGUGGAUCCUCUCCCUGAGAGCUUCGGGUGGUGUCUAUCAGGGGAGACGUGGCUUUCUGCAGCAUGGAGUGUAGGCAGCGCAGGAUGAACCUGGACGAGAGGAAGGAGAGAUGCUCCGUCGCUUCCAGGAAGGACGACGUCGAGGCCGGGACCUCCGUCGAGGUCGAGGCCACCGCCGCCGCAUGA